Leptopilina heterotoma is the source of this 2975-nucleotide messenger RNA. RefSeq names its product putative tyrosine-protein kinase Wsck (gene Wsck). The transcript is spliced from 4 exons. Gene Ontology annotation, molecular function: ATP binding; protein binding; transmembrane receptor protein tyrosine kinase activity. Lineage: Eukaryota; Metazoa; Arthropoda; Insecta; Hymenoptera; Figitidae. Gene Ontology annotation, cellular component: signaling receptor complex. The record is from RefSeq and is a predicted model, not a curated record. Gene Ontology annotation, biological process: cell surface receptor protein tyrosine kinase signaling pathway; multicellular organism development; positive regulation of kinase activity. Bases 400 to 2562 code for a protein of 720 amino acids.
CCUGAAGAGUGUUGUUAAACUUGUCAAACAAUACUUUUUCAAAAAGAAAAUAUGUCAAGGUUUAAUUUUAAUUCGUUUACAUGCAAGUAUUUAUAUUUUUAACAAUUGAAUGCAGUAAUAAAAGGACAAUUACAAGUGCUCACAGUGGAAAAUAUCAAAAAUACUGUUAUUAAAGAAGGAAUAUAUCCAAUUAAAAGAAAUUGGAAUCUAACCUCAAAAAUUUGUGUAUGAAUCGUGGUAUGAAUGCAUCAUGUUUUUAUAAUGUUAUUCUGUUAUGUUAGCUAUUUGAUAGCUGACUCAGACUUCAUUGUUCUCCUCGGAAAAACAUGCUGCAUUUCUCGAUAAUUCUUUUCAAUAUCAAACGCGAGUGAAUAUUUUACGUCAAAAAGAAAAAAAAGGAUGAAAAGAAAAAUCAAUAUGUUUGCGAUAUGGUUCAUUAUCAUUUUUGGAGUUGAUGUUCUAUUUGGUUUAGAAUAUCUCGGAUGUUACAAAAGUUCAGCAAAUAAUCCUGAAUUAAAUGUGGAAAGUUCGAAAGAUUUUGGAUCACCUGAAGGUUGCAUCGAGGAAUGUCGAUCUCAUUAUUUCAUGUUCGCCGGUUUAAUGGCUGGUCAAAAAUGCUAUUGUGGCAGCACAUUCGGAAAAAGUGGAUUAUCGGAAAAUUGCACAAUGCCAUGUUUGAGUGCAAAUAAUGACACGAAUAUGUGCGGAUCUUUUAAUGCAAUUAGUAUUUAUGCAACCGGUCGAAAAGGUCCGAGUCCACCGAGGAGAAUAGACAUCUAUCACGACAGACCGGGUGCUUUAAAAGUGACUUGGCAACCACCUGACAAUCCAAAUGGCAAUUUGACCUCCUACACCCUAAGAGCCGAGGUAAUAAAAACUUUCGCCUCAAAUCCAUUGCCACCGAUUGAAAUCAAAGUCGAAGGUGGCUAUUCAAACACAACCAUAUUCCAAGGUCUUCAACCAGGAACCGAAUACAAUAUUUCCGUCGUCGCACACAAUUUAAAUGGAUUCAGCGAUCCAGUAUUCAACACCGAUCGCACUCUAAUCGGUCCACCCAAUAAACCCGAAACACCUCGAUUAAUUGAGAAAAAAGGCAAAACAAUGCUAAUCGAAUUAACACGCGGCUUUAGUGAAAACGGACCCAUAACAUUCUAUCAAAUCGUCGUCGUUCAACCGGGAAUUUUCCCUCCAACAGGAAACGAUAUCGCCUAUCCAAGUUACGAGCAAACAGUGAAUAAAGAAGACGAUCUCGGCUACUACGUCACCGCUGAAUUUGACGAUUUCGAUUUCCCUCGCUACUCAAAAUUCACCAUUGGCGAUGGGAACACAAUCGGUGGCUACUUUAAUGCACCUCUCGAUGUCGAUGUAACACCGCAAAUUGGAUUGGUCAUCGUCUCGAGAAAUCGUGACAGCGUUCAAUACAGUUAUUCCGAUUUGACAAAGAGUUUUCACGAUCGUCGAAAAUUCACACAAUCGCCAGUGAAUAUAACCGCAAUUAUCCUCUGGAUAGCGAUAGUAAUUCUCAGCUCACUGCUAUUGAUCUCAAUCGUCAUGUAUUUUGUCCUAAAGCGAAAACAUCGACAGGGCCGAAUGCAUAAAUUACCCGAACAACAGGAACUAACCCUACAGGGUCCACUCUACGAAGUCGAUAAUAUGGCCUAUAUUCCCGAGGACGUGCCCGAACAGGCAAAUCACUAUCAGGACUUGAAGAGCAAAAUCUGGACGAUACCGAGAAAUUUUCUCAAUUUCGACAACGUGCCCCUUCGACGUAGUCGAUUUGGUACAAUUCACUGGGGUCAGGUGCAGAAAGACGGAAUUACAAUAUCGUCGAGUGUUCACAAAAUUUCCGACACUUCACUCAAAAAAUCGGAGAAACGACAAAUGCUUCGCGAAUUGGAUAUUUGCAUAAAAGCCGGUUCAAUGAAAUUCCUCGCCGGUCUCAUUGGCACUUGUGAAACGUCCGAUACAUUGUUUAUUGCCAUGGAAAUGCCAUCGCAGACGCUGAAGAAUAAACUUCUUGCAUCGCGAUCGGGGGAGAUUUUUCCCUCGGAGAAAAUAUUGAAAAUUGGAUCGGCAAUUGCGGGGGCAUUGAGACAUUUGGAGAAUAAUAAAAUUAUUCAUAAUCAAUUGUGCGCUAGGAGUGUUGGAAUAUCGAGUGAUUGGACGCCGAAAGUAAUGGGUCAUGGAAUUGGAAAAUAUGCAUUGGAGGAUUUUAAGUAUGCACGAUGGACGGCUAUUGAAUGUUUCAGUAAUCAAAAGAAACAUCAGGCUGGUGUUGUUUGGGCUUUUGGUGUACUUUUGUGGGAGAUGCUGAGUAUGGGAGGGACUCCUUAUUCGAAUCUUCAGCUCGAUAGUGAUGUCGAGGAGGCUCUUGAGAAAGGAGUGAGACUCGAACAAUUGAGAGACACUCCCGAUCCUGUUUAUGAAGUUAUGCUCUCUUGUUGGAGUGUCGAUGAUCAUGAGCGACCGACUUUUGAUGAAUUAGUUCGAUUGGAUACAUUGAGUCUCUGCCCGAUUACAACAGUCACCGAGCCUUAUUUACCUGACCUGGAGCUUAAUUAGAAUAAACAAGAUGUCAUUUUAAUUAAUGGCAAAAUAAGCAAACAAAAAUAUCAAGUAUUUUAUCCACGCGCGCAAAAAAAAAAGUAAGGAGUUACCAAAUGUAUUUUAAACAAAAAAAAUCAUUGCUGAUGAGAUUUUAGAUCUGAUUCGAUAUACUCCGCUUUCAUAUUUUCGUAUAUCAUUCAUUUUACAGGUAAUCAAGAAUCUUUUUUAUGAAAUUUAUAUCCGUCCAUAUUUAAUAGACUUAAGAAAAAAGUGAGAUUCACUCUGUCGAUAUUAAUCGACAAUAAUUUUUUUUUUCUAAUCUACAAAAAAAAAAUACUUUAUUAUUUUAUAAAUUAAAAUUUAUAUCUAUUGUUUACUUUCAAAGAUUAUUUUAGACUCUAAAAGAAAACACAUUUCUUAGAAAUAGU